Messenger RNA from Ostrinia furnacalis (Asian corn borer), 845 nucleotides. RefSeq names its product protein app1-like. The transcript is spliced from 2 exons. Lineage: Eukaryota; Metazoa; Arthropoda; Insecta; Lepidoptera; Crambidae. The coding region runs from base 27 to 758 and encodes 243 amino acids. The record is from RefSeq and is a predicted model, not a curated record.
GAGCUUUCAAGUAAUAUAGAUCCAAAAUGAAAUUCUUCGUAGCUUUGGUUGCCGUUUUGGCCGUCGCUGCCGCCAACCCACUGCCGGUAGUGCAGAUCAUUGUCAACCUAGAAGGAUCUGGAGUGGACGCCGUAUCUAUUGACAAGCCAAUUGAAUCUGAAGUGGCACCAGUGGUUCCCGGUCCAAUCGUCAUGCCUACCCCUGUGUUGCCUGAGAGCCCUGUGAUCCCAGACCUCAUCGUGUUACCUACCCCAGUUCUUCCUGUCUUGCCUGAGAACCCCGUGAUCCCCGAUCCCAUUGUGUUACCUGCUCCAGUUCUUCCUGUCUUGCCCGAGAGCCCUGUGAUCCCCGACCCCAUCGUAUUACCUGCCCCAGUUUCUCCCAUCUUACCUGAAAACCCCGUGAUCCCCGACCCCAUCGUACUACCUGCCCCAGUUUCUCCCAUCGUACCUGAGAGCCCCGUGAUCCCCGACCCCAUCGUAUUACCUGCCCCAGUUUCUCCCAUCGUACCUGAGAGCCCCGUGAUCCCCGACCCAAUCGUAUUACCUGUCCCAGUUUCUCCUGUCUUACCUGAGAGCCCUAUUGCCACCCCUGGACUCAUCAUUCUCCCCACUCCUCAGCUUCCUAUUGCCAUCCCUGAAUCAAUCCUUCUCCCAAGCCCUGUUAUCCCUGUAGUUCCCGAGUCUGUAGUUCUACCAGAACCUGUUCUGCCCGGCGUUGUCCCUGAAGCUAUCGUGCUCCCUGAACCACUGAACUAAAUCUGUUCACCAAUGGUUUAACUUAUAGGAAAUAAACCGGCAAUAUAACUUGAUGAUAACAAUAAUAAUUUUAAAUUAAACACUCAA